Molecule: messenger RNA, 1801 nt
Organism: Sphaerodactylus townsendi
Lineage: Eukaryota; Metazoa; Chordata; Lepidosauria; Squamata; Sphaerodactylidae
Product: pancreatic secretory granule membrane major glycoprotein GP2-like
Exons: 10
Coding region: 179-1309 (376 amino acids)
Biological process (GO): neutrophil migration
Cellular component (GO): apical plasma membrane; cell surface
Source: RefSeq, a predicted model, not a curated record
AAAAAAGAAGGCACUGUAAAUCAUUUACUGCCUCUCUGCAGAGCAGAAUGGAUGAAUAUAAAGCACCAAGGGACCAAUCCAAAGAGAUAGCACGAGUCCAAGCUAGGACACAAACCUCUGGAAGGUCAAAAACAGUCAGUACACAGGGAGUUUCCUGUCUGAGAGAACUCCAGGUCUGAUGGCAACUUACAGAAUGCUCUUUUCUGCUCUCUUGGCAAUUUCUCUGCUGAUUUCUUCAAAUGGGACCAAGACUGGGGAGGAAAUCAAUGAAACCAUCAUCUGCACCAAGGACUUAAUUGAAGUGGAAAUCCCAAGUACUUUCUUUUUAUCAAAGAACCCUCCAAUAUUAAUCUCUGAUUUGCACCUUAAUGACCCAGAAUGCCAUGGCACUGAAGUAGGAAACCUAUAUGUGUUCAGCAUUAAAACCAAUUUCACAGAUUGUGGAACAAGAAUGGAAUCAGAUAGCACUCACAUCAUUUUCAUCAACACAAUACAGAACAACUUCUCCGAUAUAAUCACAAGAACUUUUAUCAACAUUACAUUUGCCUGCCGAUAUCCUAUUAGUUACAUGGUACAGCAGCCUAAUGGAGAAAAUAAGAUUAGUGUUGAUAUCAGGACCAUUACACUAAACACUGAAGAUGGAAACUUUUCUGUGUCCAUGAUAUUGUACAAAGACCCACAUUUUGAAGAUAUGUGGACUACAAUUCCCUUUUUGACUCUAGAGGACAACGUAUUUGUCAAAGUUAAAAUGGUUCCAGGUAAUUUAAUAAUUAGACUUGAAAACUGCUGGUCUACCCCAACAAAAAAUCCUGUUCAGGCUAUUCAGUAUUUCUUUAUUAAAGAGAGCUGCCCACAAAUUGUAAAAGAUGAAACCUUGUCAGUAGUAAUGAAUGGAGAAGCUGAAGAAGCAAUGUUUAGGAUCCAGAUGUUCAAGUUUGUUGGAGUCUCUUUCAAUCAUGUUUUCCUACACUGUACAGUUCAGAUUUGCCACAAUACAGUAUCUGUUUGCAAACCAAAUUGCACCAACAAUGAUAGUCUGGUCAGAAAUAAAAGGGAAGCCAUAGCUUUUUCUAAUCACAUGGUGUCCUAUGGUCCUAUAAACCGAAAACUGAUAGAUAAUGAAGAGUCUGAUAUAAGUGAAGGAAGAUUUCUGCCAAUAGAAAUGUUGGUCCUUGGAGGAGCUCUAAUAGCAGUUCUGGUGAUAACUGUAGUGUUUGGAAACCUUUUGUUUCAGUCAAGAAGGACAUACCCUGCUAUGCAAGCACAGCUGACCAUGUCCCGUUUUCAUAUCUCUGAAGUACCAUCAUGACAAACUGUUAUCCAAGAAUAUCAGAAUUGCAGCAAUGGUUAUAUUGUGGAUUAGCAUUUAUUAUAUGUUUGUAAUUUUUAUACAUCUCAAAAUCCUACAUUAGUACUAUUUCUUCUGUCAAAUUACAAGUAUAACACACAUAGGAAGGAAUUUGAAACUAUCAUCAGAGGUUUUGUAGGCAAUUAAAAAUGUUGUUCAUUUUCUUGAGAAGCAUAGAAAACAUGUUACAAUGCAACAUUUGUAUAUUUUGCUGAGUGCACUUUUGCUAGGAAAGUGUAUUUCUGAGAAUGAAUACCAUAUGCAACGCAAUGGAUGAUUUUUUAUCGUCAUCAUCACACACAUAAAUGUAUAAUUUGCAAAUUUCUGCAACAGAAAAGCAGGACCCUAUAUUACAAUCUUUCAGAAUUAAAAAAAUUUUCAGAGACCACUGGAAUCUGUAAUACUCAGAGUUUGGUAUGUGCUUUAUGUUUGUAAAUAAAGAUUAAUUUCAAA